This is a messenger RNA of Hippocampus comes (tiger tail seahorse), 2673 nucleotides long. It is a transcript of the gene stat1a, whose product is annotated as signal transducer and activator of transcription 1a. The transcript is spliced from 24 exons. Gene Ontology annotation, molecular function: DNA-binding transcription factor activity; DNA binding. The record is from RefSeq and is a predicted model, not a curated record. Gene Ontology annotation, biological process: regulation of DNA-templated transcription; signal transduction. NCBI's taxonomy places the organism in Eukaryota, Metazoa, Chordata, Actinopteri, Syngnathiformes, Syngnathidae. The coding region runs from base 202 to 2445 and encodes 747 amino acids.
AAACUGACAAAAUCUGUCAGAACAAGGAACAAGACGCAAGCCAAAUACGAAGCAGGACACUACAAGUACAUCUAUUUGCCUCUUCCGUUGUGCUACUUAUUUAUUCCGCCUAAGCAUAAACGGUAAAUUUCAGUAUUUGUUUACGUCCGCUGUGGGAAUGUUGGACACGCUUUUCGGGUGCCGAAUCGAGUCGUACAUGAGAUGGCUCAGUGGAACCAACUUCAGAUGCUGGACUCCAAGUACCUGGAGAAGGUGGACCUCCUCUAUGAUGACUCAUUCCCCAUGGACAUCAGAGAGUACCUGUGCAAGUGGAUUGAGAGCAUCGACUGGGACUUGGUGGCAGGUCAAGAAUCGUUAGCCAUCGUGCGCUUUCAUGAACUCCUAUCCCAGCUGGAUGACCAACAUAGCCGCUUUGCCCUGGAGAACAACUUCCUACAGCAACACAACUGCCGUAAGAUUAAGAGGAACCUGCAGGAUCGAUUCCAGGAUGACCCAGUGCACAUGGCCAUGAUCAUUUCAAAGAACCUAAAGGAUGAGCGCAUGAUCCUUGCGUGCGCAAAGAGCUCCAUGGAGGGUGAGGGAAUGGCGCCAGCCAUGGUGGUGGAGAAACAGAAACUGGGCGGCAAAGUGAAGGAGAUGCGGGAGAGAGCUCAGGUGGCAGAUCAAACCAUAAAAAAUCUGGAGGAUCAGCAAGAUGAAUACGACUUCAAGUUCAACACGCUGAGGAACAGAGAGAACGAACUGAACGAUAUGGGGCCAAAGGAAGUGGAGAGGGAGAAGAUGGUCAUCACCCGGAUGUGUUUGGAUCUGAAAGCCAAACGUCAGGACGUGAUGCUCCAGCUGUCGGAGCUCCUGAAUGUGACGCAAGCAUUGCUGUCGGACCUGAUCUCCGAGGAGCUGCCUGAGUGGAAGCGGCGGCAGCAGAUUGCCUGCAUUGGCGGCCCGCCCAACGCCUGUCUGGAUCAGCUGCAGAACUGGUUCACCACAGUAGCAGAGACUCUUCAACAGUUUCGCCAGCAUCUGAAGAAGCUGCAAGAGCUGGAGCAGAAGUUCACAUACGAAAGCGACCCCAUCACCUUGAAGAAAGACUUCCUGGAGGUCCGAGCCCUGGAGCUGCUGAAGACCCUCCUCUCCAACGCUUUGGUUGUGGAGCGGCAGCCCUGCAUGCCCACCCACCCUCAGAGGCCCCUGGUGCUGAAAACCGCCAUUCAGUUCACUGUCAAACUGCGGUUCCUGGUGAAGCUCCCUGAGUUUAACUACCAGCUCAAAGUCAAGGCGCUAUUUGACAAAGAUGUGACGGACAAGAAAGGGUUCCGUAGGUUCAACAUCUUGGGAACAAACACCAAAGUCAUGAACAUGGAGGAGUCGAACGGCAGCUUGGCAGCAGAGUUUAGACAUCUGCAAUUAAAAGAGCAGAAAGUCGCAGGAAACCGAAACAGUGAGGUCCCGCUGAUCGUCACAAAGGAGCUUCACUCUCUGAGCUUUGAGUCGGAGCUGCAGCUCAGCCAGUCCGGAACCAAGAUCAAGCUGGAGGCGCUGUCUCUGCCCGUGGUGGUGAUCUCCAAUGUGUGUCAGCUGCCCAGCGGCUGGGCCUCCAUCUUGUGGUACAACAUGUUGACCAGUGAGCCCAAGAACCUGCAGUUCUUCCUGUCUCCUCCGGCAGCCAAGUGGUCUGAACUCUCCGAGGUUCUGGGCUGGCAGUUCUCUUCUGUCACCAAGCGAGGCCUGAGCCAGGAGCAGCUCAACAUGCUGGCCGACAAGCUGCUGGGUCCCAAAGCUCAGGGGAACCCAGACGGGCUAAUUACCUGGAACAAGUUCUGCAAGCCACAAAAUGCCAACGAGAAAGCGUUUCCCUUCUGGUUGUGGAUCGAAGGCAUCCUGGAUCUGAUCAAGAGACAUUUGCUUUUCCUCUGGAACGACGGUUUCAUCCUGGGCUUCAUCAGUAAGGAGCGCGAAAAGGCCCUUCUGAGCGACAAGUGCCCUGGGACCUUCUUGCUCAGGUUCAGUGAGAGCAGCAAAGAAGGUGCCAUUACCUUCACGUGGAUCGAACACGACAUGCACGACAAGCCCAUCUUCCACUCAGUGGAGCCGUACACAAAGAAAGAUCUGACUGCCGUCUCACUGGCCGACAUCAUCCGCACGUACAAGGUGAUGGCGACCGACGACAUCCCUGAUAACCCGCUGCGCUUCCUUUACCCCGACAUCCCAAAAGACGUGGCCUUUAAGAAGUACUAUGCCAAAAAUUCCGAGGCUCCGGAGCCCAUGGACGUGGAGAACACGGAGAAGAGCGGCUACAUGAAGACUGAGCUCAUCUCCGUCUCAGAAGUACAUCCAGCCCGGCUACAAGAGAAAAUGAUGCCCAUGUCGCCUGAUGUGUACCGCUAUUUGGAGCAGUCAGUCAGUCACACAGAUAUUGAUGUGAUGACGGUAGACUUUCAGGGUUAAAAGUGAGCUGCAGAGAAGGUUUUGUUUCUUGAGGUCACCAAACACAAGAUGCCGUCCUCCAUACACAACACACAAUUUUAGAAAUGUGUGCAAAAAAACGAGAAAAGGUGGUUCGAACUCCGACAGCGCUCUUGCGGCUGGCUCUCGCUGUGGCGACUCCCGAUGGGACAAACUGAAAGCCGCAACGUUUCACCACUUGUACAAAUGAAUCGACUAUCAUGAAAUAUA